AACAACUUUUGAAUGGUUUCUGUUAGCAGCAGUGGUUCCACAUAAGGCGCAAGAUAAUAUUAAUAGCCGUCUCGUAUGGUUGACAUUAUGCUCACUUUUAAGACGGUCACGUAAAAGUUUCAGGUAAACGAAAGUCAGAUUAAACCCUGGACAGGCAAGAUUUUUAACAAGUACAACAAGGAGUUGAAAACAGACACGCCAAGCCGGACACUUUCUGUUCCCGUUAGUGACACUCACGCGGUGUUUGCGUACUUUAUCACAGAUGAAGUGAAUUAAAUGCAAUAUUUGUCAAAUACAGAGACGUUUUAGAAACGUUUUCAUGAGCAACAGAAACACUGUGCCGUCAGUGAAACGCUGUCGCGGUACUUUGAUGCCACACGUGACAGUUUUGUGGCGUCGGCGCCGUCUCAAAUCGGACAAAAUUUCUAACCGGCAUGCACUGCUUCAAAUCAGACAGCCAUUGGUCUGCGCAGUGCUGCAUGAAGUCGAACGCACCUAUUGUGUGAAGUGUGCGAGGUUGAGGCGCGUGCGUUGUGUUGAGUUGUUGCCUAACAACCUCUGCGUCUGCAGCGUCUGCACUCCUCGUCCUCUUCAUCUCUUCUUCCUCUGAACAAAGUCUUUCUUCAUUUCCAUGCCCAGAGAGCAGCGUAUUCACUCGUGUGUUAUUAAUAAGAGCUUCGUCUGUCUGGAGCUUUUUAUUAACUGGUGAUUCUGGUUUGGGAGAAUAUGAACGUCAACAUCAGCAACUUUAAGGAGCAGAGAAGGGCGAGCACAGAAGAAGCACCUUACAUGGAGAUGAAGACAAGUUUCGGUAACAAGGAGAACAUCAAACCUGCUAAAACACAACCUUCACAACUCAAACAGACCAAAGAAGAGAGUUUUGGCCUCAGUUUACCUCUUGGAGAGGAAUAUGAAAGAAAAAAGCAAAAGUUAAAGCAAGAACUUCGUCUUGAUUACCGGCGCUUCAUGUCUGAGAAAAAAAAUCAAAUUAUUGCUGAUCCACAUCUGGUGUACAUUGUUAUGUAUUUUUGUUUAAAAGAUCUUGGUUUAGGUAAGUUUUGUGAUUCUACCCAGGAAAAACUGCAGAAUGAGAGGAACAAGGAAUAUAAUAUGUUUCUCCGAGGGCAAGAGGGAGCACAGAAAAUGGGGAAAACUUCAGCUACCCCACAGGCCCUGGAGAGAGCUCGCUUUGGCUCUAUUUCUCCAAAGUACCCCGCUGGUUCUCUAGAGGUACAAGCGCAAAGGGCCAGUCAGAGCCUGGAGAACAUUGUGUUCUCAAAAAGGGAUGUUGCCACUGUGACUGAGCCCAUUUCUAGAGUGCCUGAUCGCUGGGGAGGCCCUCACCGAGAUCACACCAGUUCUGAUGAGGAAAUGGAGCUUGUAGAGAAGGACAGGCAUAGAAAUGUACAGGAAGAAACAGGCAAAACCAGGAGAGGAGGAAAACACAACAACAGAUCUCACAGUCUACAAGCACCAACUCCAGCCCAAAGCAGAUCUGUCAACGAGCAGAACAUGACUGAGUUUGCUACAGGACUCAUGAUUGGUGCUACUGAAGGAAAUGAGGCCUCUCAGAGGAGGAAGGAACGUUACAGACUGGAGCUGCUACAGCAAAUAGCCGAACAGCAAAAGAACAAAAGGAAGGAGAAGGAGCUAGAGUUGAGAGUGGCUGCAACAGGUGCUGUUGAUCCAGAAAAAAAGUCAGAUCGAAUCAAACAAUUUGGUGCCGUGACUCUGGAACAUGGGGGCAGGAGAAGGGAUGUACCCUACCGCACAGGGUUGGGUCUGGAGGAGAUCAGGGCUGACUCGGCCAGGUGGCUCAAAGAAGAGCGAGCUCCACAAGCACCAAAGGAGACAGCACCCCCUGAGAGACCUCGUGUUGCUUUCCAGUCACCAUCUAUAGACCACAGCACUGUCUUAAGCCGGCUGGCUAAUACAUCAGGCCUUGGUCUGGAGGCUGGAGCAGGGUUUGGGGCCAAGGACACCACCUUUGCUACUGAAGACAAUCACAGAAGUCUCUCAAGAACCCUGGGGGAGAUAGUUGCCCCAAGAAUUACAGGUGUGCGUCCUCCAUUGGGUCCCUCCCUCACUGACUCCUAUCAAACUCCUUAUGAUAAUGCAUAUUACUAUUAUGGAGCUAGAAAUCCUCUAGACCCCAAUCUGGUUUACUAUGGAUCAGCAGUGGGUCAGCAGGCACACAUCCCUCCAGAAGCACAGUGGCCCAUUCUCCAGCCUCCCUCUGGAGGCCUCACGCAAGCGAUCAGCCAUGCUGGAGUUGUUUCUUCUGGACCAGCGUUCUUUCCUCCUGAGAGGCUGCAGCAGGCCAAGGAAAGUGCUGUUAGCUAUCAGGAAGCCCUGAAGCAGCAGAUUCAAGAACGACAGCAGAGACGGCAUCACGAGAAGGUGGAAAAUGAGCUGUAUGAUGCUAAAAUAAAGGCUGAGAUGAAGGCCUACGAUCCCUGGGGAAGAGCAGGAGCAGGAGCCCCUCUUAGGGAUGAUCAUGGAAACCUCAUCAGUGAUUUGAAACAAAUGCAUAAAACAAACGUGGAAGCUUAUGAUUCCGGAGGCAGAUUAGCAAGGAUUCCAGAGGCUUCUAGAACAGAACCUGCAGGUUUUUGUUCUUCUCAGCCGUCUGUGCAAGCCCGGGGUAACCUUUUCAAUGAACUGCCCACUCCACAGCAGCUCCACGAUCAGGAAAAGUACAAGGAUUGCUUGAAACAACAGAUUGAGGAAAAGAGGAGAAACGAGGCAGAAGAGAGGGAACGGCACAGGCUUGAGGAAGAGAAAGAAGAGAGACGGCUGGCCGAACAGCGAGCUUGGAUCCAAAGAGAGUAUGAGGAAGAGCAGGAGAAGAAGCGUCAGAAAGAAAAAGAGUACAGAACCACAGGAUGUGCUUUCUUUGUUGAAUAUUUGAUUAGGCAAGCCGAAGAGCGUCGUAAAGAUGCUGAGAAAAUGAGGAAAGAAGCGGAGGAGAAGGAGGACGAAGCCCUGGGAAAGAGGCAGGAGAGAGAGAAACAGACACAUCUGGAGGAGCAAAAGGUCCACAGGGCACCGUCACCACCCCUACCAGCCUUGCAGAGGAAACUACGUCAGCAGACGCCCAGACCUCUAUCGGAGGAGAGCCACCGCUCUUCUGCUACUCUGUCUGUGCGAUAUUUUUCAGCAAGCUGUAAAGGACCGUAUCCCUGAAUUGUAUACUGACUUUGUGUUUUAGAAGAAAAACGUUCUGUGAUCAGGGAGUUGUCGGCCUUGCGUAGGCAGCUGCGGAGUGAACAGAGACGUCUGGAGGGAGAACUGAUGCAGUCUAACAGAAAUGAUCACACCCCUCCUGUUCAUAGCAGGUCAAAAGAGCACCUCCCGGAGGAUGUUUUUGAAGUGGCGAGACUACGCAAACAAGUCCCCAUCAGGAGGCCGGAUUCCCACACCACUGCAGCGGUCAACAUGCAGAACCUGCAGGAGUUUAACCGUCUGAAGUACAGAGAUGGUGCAUCUCGUGAGGAGGUGCGGCACACGUAUCCUGACCCCCCCAGUGACGACCACAGUCUAGAUAUCCAGCAACAGGCUCUGUUACGCCAACAGCAACGAACCAUCAACAGCCUGAGGAGGGGCAGAGCUGCUGAUUACUUUGACGUGGUGUCUUCAGGGCAGCGGCAUCAUGAGCAAAGGCUGAAUUCUGCACUGGAUCCAGGCAGACACUUGCUGUUAGACUCAGAGAGCGCCUUUAUUGACCCCAGUGGCGAUUCAUUCCUUCUACAAUCCUGGCGUGACCAGAGAGCGAGAGCGGCAGUUAGGAAGACAGACAUGUCUGAAGAUGUGAUAAACAGGUACGCUCGACCUGACAGCAGUCCUGACAGUCAGUCUCUGCACUCGCUAACCAGCACAGAAAUAGAGCGGCUGAGGGAGCGCACAAAGAACAAGAUGACAUCGCUGAACAACAUGAGAGAACAUGAUUGGAGAUCAGGGGAAGUGUCAACAGAGGAAGGGGAGGAGCUAUGGCCACAGACUUCUCCUUCACCCGGCAUUUCCAUUGACACCAUUGCCACAGACCCCUGGUUACAUCCUAGUUCCUCAGAAACACUGAAGAGAUUCACGGGCAGUCGCAGGCCAUCCAGCCGAAACCGCAUAGGGCAGGAUUGGGAAGGGCCGUCCACUUAUCAUGGUUAAAUCUGAUUCAGAACAUGACAGUUUUGCUAUUUUAUUUAUACAAGUACAUACAAACUUGUAUACUUGAGACCAAAGAUGAACAUUGACGAUUUAUAAGUCCAGUUUCUUUGUUUCUGUCUUACUUUCAAUUGAUGUGAAUGAAAUAUUGCACUUAGAAAGUUCUGGAACACUUCCUGUAGCAUUAAGAGUCUGUUCCCUCCGGUCAGAGAGUGCAGUCUGGGAGAAAUUCACUUUGAUGCUUCAUACUGUGACUGUAUGAAUGUGUAAACUGCAUGAAUUCUGUUUGUUUGUCAGGUCCAAUCUUGUAAUAUGUAAUUAGAUUUUCAUUUUUAAUGAAUGUUUUAUGAUACAUGAAUUUUAAGUAGGAAUAUGAGCUUAUGCAAACAUAAGCUUACAGUCUAACUGAAAACAUAAGCUAAUGUAAUAAGCAUGUAAGGUAAUGUCUAUGGACUCUUUAAUAAAUAUUUUAUUCUUUGUA
Molecule: messenger RNA, 4639 nt
Organism: Cyprinus carpio (common carp)
Lineage: Eukaryota; Metazoa; Chordata; Actinopteri; Cypriniformes; Cyprinidae
Product: centrosome and spindle pole-associated protein 1-like
Exons: 28
Biological process (GO): positive regulation of cytokinesis
Cellular component (GO): spindle pole; centrosome; microtubule
Source: RefSeq, a predicted model, not a curated record